Messenger RNA from Tetrahymena thermophila SB210, 2589 nucleotides. RefSeq names its product endo-1,4-beta-xylanase xylA, putative. The record is from RefSeq and is a predicted model, not a curated record. NCBI's taxonomy places the organism in Eukaryota, Ciliophora, Oligohymenophorea, Hymenostomatida, Tetrahymenidae. The transcript has a single exon.
AUGAAUUAGAAAUUGCAAACAGAGCUGGCUUCCUCAUCCGUUCCUCUUCAUUAAGAUCAAAUUUAAUAAAAAAGCUAAGUUACAAGUUAAUUUAUUAGAAAAAAACGCAAGCUAUAAUCAGCACAAUAGUUUAAAUCAUAAAGUAAAAUAAAUUUUGAAUAGGUUAACAAUAUUUCUAGCUCUAGUAAAAAGUUAUUAUCAAGCAAAGAAAGUAAAGAAAGCAUAUUAAAUUUUCAAUAAGGAUAUUUUGAAAGAGCUGAAACUCCUUCAGAAGGUUUGUUUGAGGAUAAUAAACUUGUUCAGCAGGUAUUUGUUCGUAGUUCUUUAACAUUAAAUAAUAGCAGUAAUUUAAGCCCUGUAAAAUAACAAAUAUGUUAAAAAAGUACCAAUGAAAACUCUUUCAUGAAUAUACAAUAGCAAAUUGAACCUAUUUAAAUCAAAAUAAACAAAUAAAAUUCGAAAGGAUCUAGCUUCUCCACUUUAGAUGGAAAGAAAGCUACUGAAAUAGUGAAUUAAUCAAUAUAAAAUUCUUUAAAAGUUGAAAUAAAAAUUUAGAAUAUAAAAGGAGAUGAUGAUGAUAAUAAUAAUAAUUAAAGUUUAUCUAAUAAACCUAAAAAUGUAAUUGAAAUAUAUAAAAUGUCUAAUUCAAAAGAAAAGGGAUAACAACAAAAUAACUAUGUUUAAGAUGAUAUUUAAUAAUUUUAGACAAUUCAAAAAAUUAAAAACUAAGGAUUUAAUGUGAUUAGUAAUUUAUUAGAUUAAUAGAAAUCAAAUGCUAGAUCAAAUAGAUACUCUUAUAGUUAAGAUUUAUCUGGUUAAGUGUAAGGGAGAUCAAAUUAAAACUCUUUAGAAUGCAAAAAUUUUAAAUUAGCUGAUAAUUCCUAAAAAAUAAUAGGCGAAGAUAAUCUAAAGUAAAGCAAGCACACACUUAAAGAGGAAGAAUAGUAAUAAUAAAUUAAUAUUUAAUAUAAUAGCUAAAGAAGAGAUAUUUCAAAUAAUUAUAGAGAAUACCUAAAAAAUAAGCUUCAAUACAGCUACCCUCCUUAAAUUUAGCAAUAGAUGGAGUAUUAAGAAGAAGAUCACUAACGUAUACUGAAGGGUGGAAUAAUUGUAGGAAAGUAAGUUUAAAGAACUCGUAAAAAUACAUCGUAUGGAAAAGGCAUUUCUGUUUUUGAGAAUUUGCUUUAAAGAAAACAAUUAUAAAUAAAUUAGUCUCAAAAUGCACAAGAAUAAAAGAAAUUAGUUAAUAAAUAGAAUUAGGUUAACUUUACCCAAAGUUUCUACUAGAAUUUAAUUAAAUAAUCUAAAAGACUAAAUAACUUAAUUAACUAGCAAGAAUAGGAUUGGAAUAGAAAGUAAAAAUAUAUAAAUUUGCAUACAAAAAGCAAUCAAGAAUCUUUAACAUCAACUAAAUAAUAUAAUAACUUAGAAGCAAAUUUAUAACAAUAACUUAGUAGUUCUAAGGAGAAAUUUUAAACAAAUGCUUAUCCUUAAUCUUAAUAGUUAUGUCAAAAUUAUAGUUUUAAAAAUGAUUAAGAAUGUAAGGAGAACAUUAAUUGCUCAUUAGUAAACGUAGAAUAAGAUAUUUUAGGAGAAACACAUAGAAGCACAUAAGAUGUUAAUGAAAUAUUCAAUAAUUAAUUAAUAAUCAAUCAAGCAUAAUAAAGUAGUACUCUUGAAAUACAAAGCUAAAAAGCAAAAAUGUAAAAUAUUGAAAGACCUUAUAGUUAAUCUUUAAAUCGUUCUAAAAAAUAAAAAAAUGCUUUUGAUGAAAACAAUUAGAUAUCAUAUGAAUAGUAAUACUUAUACAACUUUAAAAAGAAGUAAAAUCUUUACAUAAACCCAGAAUCGAAUUAAAGCUAGCAAGAAAUCAAUGAUUCUGUAAACUCUGUUUCAAGUAGUUUUACCGAUAAGGUUAUCAAACACUUUAGAUUUUCGAAUACUAUGAAAAAUAGUGAAGUAAAAAAUCUAACCUCUUUACAGCAGCAAAACAAUGUUCAAUAAGAUUGUUAAGUGAAUAAUUUUUUAGUAAUCUAAGAUCAAAAGGAUGCAGAAAGCUCUAAUGAUUAAAUUAUUGAACAUAAAAUAGUUAAUGAAAACUCAUUUCUUAAAAAAGAUAGCAAACAGAGCUUAAAUAAAUGCUCCUUCACAUCAAAGACUUCUAAUCUAUUUGACAAAAACAAUUUUAAAAAAUAUAAAUUACAAAAUAACGAAUCAAGUAAUAAUAACAGCUUCCAGAGGAUUCCUAAUAAGAAAAUAAUAAGUCAAAGAGGAUCAUUAAGUAUACCUUACUCCAAUAGAACCGGAGAAACACUGCCACAUUAAUUUUAUCAUAUUUAAAAUAUCUAAGAUAAGAGAAGAUCACUGUGCAUAGAAUCUUAGAGGAUUAUUAAUACAUCAAAGAAUAACAAAAGUUCCUAUUCAAUAUCGCCUGAUAAAAAAAUUUAAUUAACAUCUAAUAAAAAAAUAUAAAACUACGUAUCUGAAUUAGUUAACAAAUACAGUCAUUAAUAUAAAAUGGAUGAAGAGUGUGGUCCCUGGGCUGAUGAUGACGAAGACGAUAUAAACGAUGUGGCAGCUGUAUCUUGA